Molecule: messenger RNA, 973 nt
Organism: Fomitopsis serialis
Lineage: Eukaryota; Fungi; Basidiomycota; Agaricomycetes; Polyporales; Fomitopsidaceae
Exons: 18
Coding region: 111-875 (254 amino acids)
Source: RefSeq, a predicted model, not a curated record
GAGGAUUGUUCCCGGGACUCAAUUAUAAUGUCGGCGGUCCUCGAUCACAGUUGCCUUGGACGCUACUCCCACUACGCUCCUCGUUAUCAUUCUCGUGUGCGGUGGCCAACAUGGUCGGCGUGAACCUGCAUCUCAAUGACACGAUGGGCUGCACGUUCAUCGGGGUGUUCUUUUCUCUCGCUCUGUACGGGGCCUCGUGCGCGCAGACGAUAUUCUAUUUCUACGAGUACCCGGCGGACAAGAUGAGAGUGAAGUCAUUGGUGACCAUACUAUGGGUACUGGAUACCGCUAGAACGAUUCUCGAUAUAUGUUAUCUCUGGUAUUGGCUCAUCGCUCACCACGCGGAUGUGACUGGUCUGUCUGUGCUUCCCGACACAUUCACCGCGGAGUUUUUCAUCUCAGCGUUGACUGUGUUCAUCGUUCAAUGUUACUUUAUCUCUACAAUCUGGAGACUGCUCUCACAGAAGUGGUACCAAUGGCUGCUCACGUCUGUUGUGGUAUUACUCGCUGUCGUGUCGUUCGUCGGAGGCAUUGUUACUGUAUACCGCAUUAAUCUCGAUACACACGCCACUGCGGCCGUCCUAGACUCCACGAUUCCGGCAUCGAUACAAACCGUCGUUGCAUUCGUUGCAGAUGCUUACAUUACCGUCUCACUUUGUGCGAUUCUCUGGAAUCAGAAGACCGGUUUCAAAAGGACGGAGACCCUGAUCACCACGCUCAUAGUCUAUUCCAUUCAUCGGGGUAUCUUUACCGGUCUGAUCCAAUUGGCGCACUUCACCACGUAUAUUUCCACCAUUCACUCCAGCAGUUUGUACUGGAUGCUAUGGCACAUACCAGGAAGUGGAAUCUACGUCAAUUCGCUGCUUGCCGUGUAAGUUUUCGGUCACCGUCAACGUGAGGUUUCUGGGUGUACUAACAUUUGCCCUCCGUUAGAUUGAAUGUGCGUCACCAGCUACGCGAAGGGUCAUCGGAC